AUGUCGCAAGAACAAAUUGACAAUUUUAUGGCAAUCACUAGUGCCGAAACACCGGAAUUAGCUACACAGUUCUUGGACAUGGCUGGUGGCAAUCUGGACAUAGCCAUCUCAUUGUUCUUUGAGCAUGGUGGUAAUGCGCAACUGAAGCAAUCCACCCCAGCACCAACAACAACCGCAAAUAUCAAUUCCUCUAAUAUGGGGAACUCCGGUGACAAUGAUGAAGAAUUGGCUCAAAGAUUGCAAAAUGAAGCAUAUAACGAAGGACAAGCAGUUAGAGCUCCUGAUGAAGCAAGACAUGAGACAUUGACUGAAACACACGUGUUUCCAGGGACUUACGGUGGCAUCGGUGGAUCCUUUAACCCCUUGAGAGGCAUCGGCAGUGGUGUUAACGAUAUGUUUGAUAAUUCCACUCCUCCAGGGAUUUUUAAUCAGAGAUUGACCACGGUCAAUGGCGUAGAUGAAGACGCUUAUGGAACUUUUGAACCUGAUUCAAAUUCAGAUAUUUCAGACCUAAAUGAGGAUGAUGAUGAUGAAGAUGAUGAUUAUGAAUUAGUGGAAGAACCAGUCGUAGAGUUAGAUGAAGAUGGAACAGUACAAGAGUCUACAAAAUGGGUGAGAAGGCCGAAAGGAAAAACUAAAGAGGAAAGAUUGGCGAUAUUAUUUAGACCUCCGUUUAAAAUCAUGUCAAAAUUGAACCUAGAAGGGGCAAGGAUGAAAGCAAGAAAGAAAAAUAAAUGGAUCAUGAUUAAUAUUCAAGACUCGGGUGUUUUCCAAUGUCAAGCAUUAAAUAGAGAUUUAUGGUCCUCCAAGGACGUGAAAAGAUUAUUAAAGAAAAAUUUCAUCUUUUUGCAAUAUCAAUAUGAAUCAAGAAAUGCAGAACCAUACUUGAAUUUUUAUCCAUUACCUAAUAAAAAAGAUGAUUUACCUCAUAUAGCUAUCUUGGACCCAAUUACUGGGGAAAGAGUAAAACAAUGGAACCAAGAUGUUCCUAAGAUAAGUUCUUUUAUUAAAGAUAUAAACCAGUUCUUAUCUGAUUAUUCUUUGGAUCCCAAAAGUACGAAUCCAACGGUAAAGGAACCUACUCCAGAACUAGAUCCAACAACAUUAACUGAGGAACAACAAAUGGAACUAGCGAUUCAACAAUCAUUAGGAAACUCAUCAUCUAAGCCCAUCACGUUUGAUGAUAAAGAAAUAGGGUUAGACAAUGACGGUAAUGGAGGAGAGGAGGAUGAUACUGCCAUAGGAGAAGCAGAAGAAACACACGAAAGUAUAUUUGAAAAUAUCAGGCCAGUGCACCAUAUGGAACCACUCAACAAACCAGGAAUUACAACACGUAUUCAAAUACGUACUGGUGAUGGGAAAAGAAUUGUUAGAAGAGUAAAUGCAAUGGAUGAUAAAGUCCGUACCUUAUAUGAAAUUGUAAAAUCAGAAAUUGAAGGUUAUGAUUCAUGUGCAUUUACACUGAGCGAUCAUCAAAGGAAUGACUUGAUAGAUAAAGUCGACAUGUCUAUUAGCGAUGCAGGCUUGAAAAACAGUUCACUUUUGUUGGAGAAAGUAAUAGAAGAUUAA
Molecule: messenger RNA, 1569 nt
Organism: Naumovozyma dairenensis CBS 421
Lineage: Eukaryota; Fungi; Ascomycota; Saccharomycetes; Saccharomycetales; Saccharomycetaceae
Gene: UBX5
Product: DNA protein crosslink repair co-factor UBX5
Exons: 1
Coding region: 1-1569 (522 amino acids)
Biological process (GO): proteasome-mediated ubiquitin-dependent protein catabolic process
Cellular component (GO): nucleus
Molecular function (GO): ubiquitin binding
Source: RefSeq, a predicted model, not a curated record